GAAGAAGUAGUGGAAUGCGGGCUGCAACCCAUUAAAACCAGCGAACGUUUGUAAAGGAAGGAAGAGCGAAACAAAAAGGCGGGCAUAUCGGCGGCGGCGGCGGCGGCGGCGGAUGGACAUGUCGCCCGACGGAAAGAGCGAUUGCCGCCUCCGCAGCGGGGCGUACCUCGGCGAAAUCUCCGCCCUAUGUGUCGCCGACUUUCCUCCUCAUCUCUCUUAUCCUCCUUACCUACUCGCCGGGACGGGUUCGGAGCUUCUACUCUAUGAUUCGGGAACGGGAGAAUUGGUUGAAUCGUUUCACGUGUUCCAAGGCAUUCGAGUGCAUGGAAUUGCUUGUAGAUCUUUUAGUGGCAAAGGCGAAUCCUCGUCGUCUCAGCUUGAGUUCAAGAUUGCUGUGUUUGGGGAAAGAAAGCUGAAAAUGUUUACUUUGUGCACUGACACGGAGUUGCUGGCCGGAGAUCAGCCACCUGCAGUAACUCGUUUCAGCUUAUUCCAGUCGUUACCGAAAUUUAGUCAUUGGGUUUUAGAUGCUUGCUUCUUGAAGGACUAUGCAGGUUCUCUGCUCGAAGGAAGUAAUUGUCUUGCUAUAGGGUGCAGUGACAACUCCGUCUACAUCUGGGAUUACCUGAGACAAAGAGUAAUUUUUGAAGUCAGAUGCCCAGAUAAGUGUCUUUUAUACUCCAUGCGUAUUUGGGGUGAUGAACUUGAAGCUCUUCGUAUUGCAUCUGGUACGAUCUACAAUGAGAUUAUUGUGUGGAAAGUGCUUCCUCACAACUGCGUUUCCUUGGAAAACCCUGUUAAACUGAUCAGUUCAUUGGGCAAAGAUCUCCAUCUUCGUGGUCAACAAUAUGAAACUGUUUCUAUGUGUCGACUUGCUGGACACGAGGGUUCCAUAUUUCGCAUUGCUUGGUCCCAUGAUGGAUCCAAACUGGUAUCUGUCUCUGAUGAUCGUAGUGCUCGUCUCUGGGAAAUUCAUGCUGAAAGGAAAGAACCAGAUACAGUGGAGAUACUUGUCUCUCACUCAAUUGGCCCUGUACUAUUUGGACACACUGCUCGGGUUUGGGACUGCUGUAUAUUUGAUUCUGUAAUAGUCACUGCUGGCGAGGAUUGUACAUGUCGCAUAUGGGGACUGGAUGGUAACCAGCUUAAGAUAAUAAGGGAGCAUAUUGGGCGGGGAAUAUGGCGAUGCACGUAUGUUCCAAACUCUUCACUUCUUAUUACUGCAGGGUUUGACUCUGCAGUAAAAGCACAGAAGCUGCACACUUCUCCUCUCAAAAACCCAGAGAGUUGUGUUGAGGACAUAAAAGAGCUCCCUGGAAAAACGAAGUUUCUCACUGUUCAUAUCCCACGUCCAUCAGAGUAUAUAGGACCAAUGGACAGCAAAAGUGAAUAUGUAAGGUGCUUGCAUUUUGCACGUGAAGACACCCUUUAUGUUGCCACAAACAAUGGUUACCUGUACCAUACUAAACUAUUUGACACGGGAAAUGUAAAAUGGACCAAACUUGUCCAGGUCAAUGAAGCAGUACCAAUUGUUUGUAUGGACCUGUUAUCAACAAGUUCAUCUGACUAUCCUAGCACAACUGAAGAUUGGGUUGCUGUUGGAGAUGGUAAAGGGCACAUGACUGUUGUCAGCAUUAUCAAUGAUGCUCAUACUCCUAAAGUCAGCUUCACUUUUACCUGGUCAGCUGGACCAGAGAGACAACUCUUGGGUACCUAUUGGUGCAAGUCACUUAGUAGUAGAUUCAUCUUUACCUCUGAUCCUAGAGGAAUGCUGAGGUUAUGGAGGUUAAGAGAUUCAUUGCAAUCUGUUUCACACAGUUCAAGGCAAAGGUGUGAUGUGUUGCUAAUAGCUGAGUUUAAAUCGUGCUUUGGAAUACGAAUAAUGUGUUUGGAUGCAUCUUUUGAAGAGGAGGUGCUGGUCUGUGGAGAUCUCCGUGGUAAUUUGGUGUUAUUCCCUUUGGCAAAGGACCUGUUGAAUACAUCUGUUGCAUCAGAAGUGAAAAUAUCUACCUUAAAUUAUUUCAAAGGAGCACAUGGAAUAUCAAGUGUAUGCAGCAUUGCAGUAACUAAUUUCAGUUCCAAUCAAGUUGACAUACACUCGACUGGAGGAGAUGGGUGCAUAUGCUACAUGGAAUAUGAUAGAGAUCGGCAAAGCUUGGAAUUUUUAGGGAUGAAACAAGUGAAAGAAUUGAGUCUGGUUCAAUGUCUCUUUGAUAGUACCUUCUCUGAUGAUUCAAGUAGCAGUUAUGCAAUAGGCUUUUCAUCAACUAACUUCCUGAUAUGGAACUUAAUGACCGAAGCAAAGAUUGUUCAAGUUCCCUGUGGUGGAUGGCGUAGGCCCUACUCCUAUUAUCUUGGGGAUGUGCCUGAAACACAGAACUGCUUUGCAUUUGUCAAGGAUGAAGUCAUUCAUAUUCAUAGGUACUGGAUACUGGACACUGAGAGGAAGAUAUAUCCUCGCAAUCUGCAUUUGCAAUUCCAUGGGAGAGAGACGCAUUCCAUAUGCUUUGUUUCUGAAGAUUCACUGUCUAGUUCAAAGCAAGUUCUCUUUUCUAAAUCCUGUUGGGUUGCGACUGGGUGUGAAGAUGGAACUGUGAGGCUGACUAGGUACGAUUCAAGCAUUGAGAAAUGGUCUGCAUCGAAACUUCUUGGGGAACAUAUUGGAGGAUCAGCAGUGAGGUCUAUAUGUUUUGUGUCAAAAGUACAUAGAAUUGCAACAGAUGUGACUGCCAUGCCUGAUGGGAUAAAUGCACAAACUUUUCCUUUUGAUGAUAGAGAGAAUCCUAGCUUAUUAAUUUCUGUUGGUGCAAAGCGAGUCCUUACUUGUUGGAAACAAAAGAAUGGAACGACAAAAUUCAAGGAAGAAGCUGCAGUAAUCAGCCUAGAUUCUGGAGCCGGAACUGGUUUGAAGCAUUCAUCGGGGAUGUUGUCAACAAUGUCAUUCCAGUGGCUUUCCUCUGACAUGCCAACUAAGUCCUGCAGCACCUGUGAUACCAGAGGGAACUCUGAGAAAGAUGUAGGAGCAGCUGAGAAUGUUUUUGGUUCCAGGGCAUCUCACUUGGCGCCUAUUCCAGAUGACAGGAUGAGGGAAUCACAAAACUAUGAAAAUGAUUGGAGAUACCUGGCUGUUACAGCUUUUCUUGUUAAAUCUGCUUACUCCAGGUCAACUGUCUGCUUUGUUGUUGUCGCAUCUUCAGAUGCCACACUCACAUUACGAGCUCUCUUGUUACCCUAUAGGCUGUGGUUUGAUAUUGCAUCAUUGGUUUCCCUGUCAUCACCUGUUCUGACACUCCAGCAUGUCAUUGUUCCUAUGGGUUUGCCAUCUGAAGACAAUGUUCACACUGGAAGCUUGUAUCUUGUAAUUAGUGGAUAUACUGAUGGGAGUAUUGCCUUUUGGGAUCUGACUGAAAGAGUCGACAAUUUUAUCCAGUCAGUUUCAGAUUUUCAAAUAGAAAAAUCAAUAGAUUGUCAGAGAAGGCCACGCACUGGAAGGGGAAGCCAAGGUGGACGGUGGUGGAAAGCAUUAGGCGGCAGCUUUGCUUCUAAAAGCCCAUGUGAUAAUUUGAGCACGGGUAGAACAGUUGAUAAAAGUGACCGGAGUAUGCUAAAAACUUUUGAAUGUGGAACCCCAUCAAAGUUUAUCCGUCCUGAUACAUGUGCGGCAACUAAUGAUCACUGUAGUUAUAUUGCUCCUCUUGCACAAGGGAAAACAAAUGAUUCCUCACUGGAAUCAUGCAUGAUAUCGCCGUUACAAGUUCUGAGUAAUGUUCAUCAAUCUGGGGUCAAUUGUCUUCACGUUUCAAAUGUCCAUAAUACUAUAGAUUCCAAUUUUGGCCAUCUGUACCAUGUUGUAAGUGGAGGUGAUGAUCAAGCAAUUGACUGUUUACUGUUUGAUUUGCAAAUACUACCAUUAAGCUCCUAUCCCAAUAACAAGGACCGGGAAAUCGGGAACGGUGUCAGGAAAUGUGAAAAUACUAUCAGCUUGGUUAACUGUGGCCACAACCAAAAUUACAUUAUGAGAGUUUUAUGCCAUGAAACAGUCACCUCAGCUCACAGCUCUGCCGUAAAAGGAAUUUGGACGGAUGGGUGCUGGGUGUUCUCAACUGGUCUUGAUCAGCGCAUCCGGUGUUGGCGCCUUGGGGAGCAUGGGAAGCUCGUCGAGCAUACCCAACUAAUCAUUAGUGUGCCAGAGCCUGAAUCACUGGAUGCUAGAGCCUGUGACAAAGACUCUUAUCAAAUUGUAGUAGCUGGAAGAGGGAUGCAGAUGGUGGAGUUCUCGACCUCUUCUCCCAAGGAAGACGAAGACUGAACAUGCCCCUGACUGAAAGUCAUGCUCAAAUCCAGACAUUUUGGUCUGAAUUCAAUAACUAACAUGGCUGCUGUCCCCCAGCUUUGUGGCGAAGAACUCAAGUCAGAGUUUUCCAGGCUCUUCUAAAGACCAGCCCUGCGCGUCACCGUGAACAUUUUCAGUCAAAGGCUCUCUAUAGAAUAGUUUUGUUCAAUUUUGGUGUCUGAUCGUACUGCCAUUUUAGAUUGUUGCUUUUGCUUUUAAUAAUCAUAAUGCCUCUGACUGAAAGGCAUGCUCAAAUCCAGAGAUUUUGGUCUGGAUUCAAUAACUAACAUGGCUGCUGUCCCCCAGCUUUGCGGCGAAGAACUCAAGUCAAAGUUUUCCAGGCUCUUCUAAAGACCAGCCCUGCGCGUCACCGUGAACAUUUUGAGUCAAAGGCUCUCUAUAGAAUAAUUUUGUUCAAUUUUUGUGUCUGAUCGUACUGCCAUUUUAGAUUGUUGCUUUUGCUUUUAAUAAUCAUAAUUAACAAAA
Diospyros lotus (date-plum) is the source of this 4819-nucleotide messenger RNA. RefSeq lists its product as uncharacterized. Gene Ontology annotation, biological process: tRNA methylation. Lineage: Eukaryota; Viridiplantae; Streptophyta; Magnoliopsida; Ericales; Ebenaceae. The transcript has 20 exons. The record is from RefSeq and is a predicted model, not a curated record. Gene Ontology annotation, molecular function: protein binding. Gene Ontology annotation, cellular component: cytoplasm. The coding region runs from base 113 to 4309 and encodes 1398 amino acids.